CUGAUUUGCCGGCGGUGCAAUUUCUUUCCUGAUUUGCCGGCGGUGCAGAUGAUUGGAAUUUCAUCUCAUACAGGAAAUAGGAAUAGGAAUAGGAAUAGGAAUUACUGUUUCCUUUUCCCGAUUUACCGGCAGUAGUGCAAUUUCAUCUCGUAAAGACCACACCAACUCCAACUCCACAGCCAUCUCAUCGUCGUUGCAGAUCAGAAUUACCGGCGAUGCAGAUGGACCAGUCGCCGUCCGUCGAAUUCAUGGAGGCGGCAGGCGACGCAUCGGCGCUGGAUCCCAAGCUUGCCCCUCUGCUGCUGUUCCGCCACGGCGACGCAACUUUCCUGUACAGCGUGCCGGCGAGAGCGCCGCUCCCGAGGAGGGCGGCGGACAUGGAUGACAUGAUGAGAGGCCACCGCUGGUGGACCACGGCGCAGGGCUGGUUGCUCAUGGCGCGCCGCGGUUCACCGGACACCUUCCUGUGGGACCCUUUCACCGGCCGCCGUGUCGCCUUGCCUCCUGACCACGACGGCACCGUCCUCGCGGACGGCAGGCACCGGAGGUGCCUCCUGUCGCGCCGCCCGCCCACGGACGACCCGACCUGCGUCGUCGCCGUCGUCGUCCACCCCGCGGACAUGGUGCUCUGGUACUCCCGUCCGGGAGACCAACGCUGGGUGAAGCACCAUCACCAGUUCCUCCAGCCCGGGACGCAUCUCCCCGAGCACCCUUUCAGCGUCAUCUCCUCAUUGUGCAGGCUCACGGCGAUCGGCGACGGCAAUCUCUACGCCGACCUCGGUGAACACUUCUUUGGCGUCCUCGAGUUCUCGCCGGAGCCCGUGUUCACCUUGACCGCGGUGAGCGGCGGCGACGACAGAAGACAGGGCGUAUACGCGUUUCGUACCCAUAGCUUCGUGGAGUCGAACGGGGAGCUGCACUGCGUCUGCUUGUAUCACCCGGCCGACUGCGACCGGGUCGUCGAGCGUGUCAGCGUCUACAAGCUGAGCACGGGCACGGGCACGGCGGCGCAGCAGGAGCAAAGGCCAAGACCAGCGUGGGUGAAGGUGGAUUCGCUGGGUGGCAGAGCGUUUUUCGUCGAGAUGGACAGCUUCGGAGCGUCGCUUGAUGCGCGGGGGGGAUUGAAAGGGAACUGCAUCUACUACUCGGGGCUCAACGGGAAAGUGCUGUGCGUGCACGACAUGGAACGAGGAACUACGGCCGUCAUCGAUCCGGGCGCAAGUCUCCCGUAUCACCGGUCGCCUCAAGUCUUGAUGCCAACUAUUUAGGUGAUGAUGAGCAUGCCUAGUAACUGCAUUCAAAUUGCAUGUACUGUUAGCUCGGCUAUAUUUCUUUAACGUUUCGUAUCUAUUGUGUGAUUGGGAACGCUCUUUCUCUAUUACUUAACUGUCUUAACACAAUUAUAGUAUAAUAUUUGCUACUAUAAUU
Messenger RNA from Oryza brachyantha (malo sina), 1428 nucleotides. RefSeq lists its product as uncharacterized. The transcript has a single exon. The record is from RefSeq and is a predicted model, not a curated record. NCBI's taxonomy places the organism in Eukaryota, Viridiplantae, Streptophyta, Magnoliopsida, Poales, Poaceae. The coding region runs from base 216 to 1268 and encodes 350 amino acids.